GUUGUGAUUGUGGUUAUACUCUCUACCUGUGUCAUAUUUUAACAUAUUAGUACGGGAGUAUUAUAUACUCCUCAAUGAUUAUAAUCCUAGUACACUCCUACUCUCUACUCUCUUGAUCUCUAGUGACAGAUUUCUGAUAGAUCCUUUCGAGUUUCGACUUUCCCAUAUACAAUCAGCAGUGACUAGGAAGAGAUGUCUAAAACCGGAACCUUUGAUUUCGCAUCUGGUCUUGGUGGAAAGAUCGACAAGUCCGAGGUUUUGUCUGCGGUUGACAAGUAUGAGAAGUACCAUGGUUACUAUGGAGGUGAAGAGGAGGAGAGAAAGAAUAACUACACUGACAUGGUCAAUAAAUACUAUGAUCUUGUGACUAGUUUCUACGAAUAUGGUUGGGGAGAAUCAUUCCAUUUCGCACCGAGAUGGAAUGGAGAAACCCUUCAAGAGAGUAUUAAGCGUCAUGAACACUUCCUUGCUUUACAAUUAAACUUGAAACCCGGACAUAAGGUCUUGGACGUAGGAUGUGGAGUUGGCGGCCCAUUAAGAGAGAUCUCUCGAUUCAGCCUAACAAAGAUCACAGGCCUCAACAACAAUGAAUAUCAGAUAUCCAGAGGAAAGGAGUUGAACCGUAAAGCCGGCUUAGAUAAGACUUGUGACUUUGUGAAGGCAGACUUCAUGAAAAUGCCUUUUCCCGACAACAACUUUGAUGCUGUAUAUGCAAUCGAAGCAACUUGCCAUGCUCCCGAUGCAGUUGAAUGCUACAAGGAGAUACAUAGGGUACUAAAGCCUGGGCAAUGUUUUGCUGCUUAUGAAUGGUGCAUGACUGAUUCCUAUGAUCCAAACAACUCGGAACACAAAAGGAUCAAGUUAGAAAUUGAGCUUGGUAAUGGGCUCCCAGAUGUAAGGUUAACUACGCAAUGUCUUGAAGCGGUCAAGCAUGCAGGCUUUGAAGUUAUUUGGGAGAAGGAUCUCACGGAGGACUCACCUAUCCCUUGGUAUUUGCCAUUGGAUACAAGUCACUUCUCACUCAGUAGCUUCCGUCUAACAGCAGUUGGGCGUCUUUUAACUAGAAAUCUUGUCAAGGCACUGGAAUAUGUGGGGGUAGCUCCUAAAGGAAGCCAAAGGGUUCAAGAUUUCUUAGAGAAAGCUGCAGAAGGACUUGUUGCUGGCGGGAAGAAAGGUAUCUUCACGCCAAUGUAUUUCUUCGUGGCACGAAAGCCGAUAUCAAGCAGCGAGUAAUGGAAAAGCAAGAUGUAUUUGACUUGGCUUCCUAGCUCUUGCUAGUUGGCUAACUGGGAUUUAUGGGUUUCAUCAUAAAAUUGCUUGUCAACUCCUGCUUUUACCUUUGAGUGAUCUUAUUAGCUCUUUCUGUCGAGUAUAAUUGUUCCAGACCUGGUAACAUUAUAUUAGAUCUUAUUAGCUCUUUCUGUCUGUCAAUCCCUUGGUUCACUGUGAUGGUGGCAAACAUCAUCUGGUAAAGGUAGGUGCUCCGCUUGAGAUGUGAUUGUUCAUACUACAAUCCAUAAAACUCAUUUAAUCUUUCCUUUCGUUUGGAUGGUUAAGUUCUGUGUUUGUGAUUGAUGAAGCAACCCUUAUUAAAGUCAUGUUGGGAUCUCUUCA
Cuscuta europaea is the source of this 1614-nucleotide messenger RNA. Lineage: Eukaryota; Viridiplantae; Streptophyta; Magnoliopsida; Solanales; Convolvulaceae. The record is from the annotation of a GenBank genome assembly.